Messenger RNA from Quercus robur (English oak), 1126 nucleotides. RefSeq lists its product as uncharacterized. The record is from RefSeq and is a predicted model, not a curated record. Bases 228 to 845 code for a protein of 205 amino acids. NCBI's taxonomy places the organism in Eukaryota, Viridiplantae, Streptophyta, Magnoliopsida, Fagales, Fagaceae. The transcript is spliced from 4 exons.
CCUUACUGUGUCCCCUUUUUGUGUCACUCCCCCGUACAAAAAUUAUUCUUAUUUCCAUGAGUUGCAUCUCCUUCCGCUAGCUAGUCUUUGUCUGCUGAGGCAGAGAGAGACACAUAGAAAAAACGAUUAGGUGAUAAUGGUGGAAUGACAGUUCAUUCUUUCUCUGAGGUGACCUCCUAGUAUAUCAGUCAGUCCCGCUUCUUUAACGACUUUGGGGCUACAGAAUCAUGGCUCAGCAGGAAGAAGGGUGGCCUUUGGGGUUGAGACCACUGAAUGCAAGAGUUGGGUUGGUGAGAAAUCGUGAUUUGUCUGGAUCAGUCUCCUUCAGCACUUUGCUCACUGGCUCUCCCACCUCCUCCAUUGUUUCUUCUUCAGAUCUUGAUACUGAGUCCACUGGGUCGUUCUUCCACGACAAAAGCAUCACACUUGGCAGCCUAAUUGGAGUUUCAAGCAUUUUAGAGCUUUCACGAAGAUCAACAAGGGGGAGAACAGCAGAAACCUUAAGAGAAGGAAAGAACCACAAGCCCAAAUCUUGGCUAUUCUCACUAUGCUCAAAACUAAGCACUGAUGCUGUGAACGAGAGCAAUACCCCAUCUCUUGGUCACUUUCUUGAGGAAGAGAGGAGAACUGCAAGUGUAUACAGAAGGAAUCAGAGCCCAGAUAUUUAUGGACCUAGUGAUUUCUCACCCAUCCCGCCCGUUUUGGACACAAACUCGCUGUUUGUUGGUGGCCAAGUUGCUCCCCAAUCAAGUGUUCCAAGAAAGUCGGACAAUGAAUUAUUAGAUAGCAAUGGAUAUAGGAUUCCAUUACUAUUCUCAUGCUUGCGUGGCCAUCUCAUCAAAUGAUAAUCUCUAGAUGAGCAUUAUUUUAUUUAUGUUUCUUGUGGGAAUCUAGAUUUCUUUGAUGAGUUAAAGACAUAAGACUCAGAUUGCAUUUGUUUCAAGAGGAAGAGGUUUUUAAGGAGAGGUUUUUUUCUAUUAUAUUCAGAGGGGGUGAGAGUAUUGAGGCAAGCAGCAACUUUGAAAAACAAUGCUGCAAUAAACUGUUAUUUAAUUUGUCUUGUGCGGUAUAAAUAAGAAAUAAGACAUCGCUAUCUCAAAUUAAAGGUUGUGUGUCUUUCAAAAUA